Prionailurus viverrinus (fishing cat) is the source of this 891-nucleotide messenger RNA. It is a transcript of the gene PPP1R14B, whose product is annotated as protein phosphatase 1 regulatory inhibitor subunit 14B. Gene Ontology annotation, biological process: regulation of phosphorylation; innate immune response. Lineage: Eukaryota; Metazoa; Chordata; Mammalia; Carnivora; Felidae. Gene Ontology annotation, molecular function: protein serine/threonine phosphatase inhibitor activity. The record is from RefSeq and is a predicted model, not a curated record. Gene Ontology annotation, cellular component: cytoplasm.
GCCCGGGGGCUCCGCAUGCUGCAGCUGCCCCCGGGCGCCCCCGCCGCCGCCCGCCGCGGAGCAGCGCGGAGCCCAGCCCGCGAGUUAACCCGAGCCAGCGGCCCGGAGCCAGCCGGCGGGCGUCCCGGAGGCGGCGGCGCAGGGAGGGGCCCGACGGCGCACGUGGCCCCGGCGGCCGCCAUGGCGGACAGCGGCCCCGCGGGGGGCGCGGCGUUGGCAGCCCCGGCCCCUGGGCCGGGCAGUGGUGGCCCAGGGCCCCGCGUCUACUUUCAGAGCCCCCCUGGGGCUGCAGGCGAGGGCCCAGGCGGCGCGGACGACGAGGGCCCAGUGAGGCGCCAAGGGAAGGUCACGGUCAAGUACGACCGCAAGGAGCUACGGAAGCGCCUCAACCUGGAGGAGUGGAUCUUGGAGCAGCUCACUCGCCUCUACGACUGCCAGGAAGAGGAAAUACCAGAGUUGGAGAUUGAUGUGGAUGAACUCCUGGACAUGGAAAGUGAUGAUACCCGGGCUGCCAGGGUCAAGGAGCUGCUGGUUGACUGUUACAAACCCACUGAGGCCUUCAUCUCUGGCCUGCUGGACAAGAUCCGGGGCAUGCAGAAGCUGAGCACACCCCAGAAGAAGUAAGGGUCCUCGACCCACAUGAAUGGUGGCUCCCACAGGACAAUCGCUGCCCCCUGACCUCGUAGCAACAGCAAUACCGGGGGGCCCUGCGGCCAGGCCUGGCGCCAUGAGCAGGGCUCCCCGUGCCCCUGGCCCAGGGGCCUCUUCCCUGCCCCCUCAGUUUUCCAUUUUGGGGUUUUUUAUUGUUAUUAAACUGAUGGGACUUUUUGUGUUUUUAUAUUGAUUCUGCGGCGCGGCCCUUUAAUAAAGCUAGGAUAUGCCUUUGGUGCA